This is a messenger RNA of Aspergillus nidulans FGSC A4, 327 nucleotides long. Its product is annotated as MICOS complex subunit Mic12 family protein. Gene Ontology annotation, cellular component: MICOS complex; mitochondrial inner membrane; membrane. The record is from RefSeq and is a predicted model, not a curated record. Gene Ontology annotation, biological process: cristae formation. The coding region runs from base 1 to 327 and encodes 108 amino acids. Lineage: Eukaryota; Fungi; Ascomycota; Eurotiomycetes; Eurotiales; Aspergillaceae. The transcript is spliced from 2 exons.
AUGGGCUUUCUUACCGGUUUUGUUCACCAUUCCACACGCCUAGAUCAGAAAGCCGUUAUUCGCGAUCAAACGAGGAUGAUUGAAUGGCUCGCUUCAUCUAGAGGCGCGUAUGACCGGCGAUUACUCCCAAAAGAUGAUGAGUCUAGUAUGCCCCUUGGAGGGACAUUAGCUCCAGCCAGAUCUGGAAUGAGAGACCAGCUCAAGCACCGGUGGAAUGAGGAGGUGCGGGUGUUGGCGAGAAAGGCAUACAAUGUUCAAUGGGAGGAUGUACGGGAUACAGCUGCGGAUGCUUGGAUGGGUAUGAAAAGAUAUGUUAAGGGACAGUGA